Diprion similis is the source of this 3774-nucleotide messenger RNA. RefSeq lists its product as uncharacterized. Bases 1 to 3360 code for a protein of 1119 amino acids. Gene Ontology annotation, molecular function: monooxygenase activity; iron ion binding; oxidoreductase activity, acting on paired donors, with incorporation or reduction of molecular oxygen. Lineage: Eukaryota; Metazoa; Arthropoda; Insecta; Hymenoptera; Diprionidae. The transcript has 26 exons. The record is from RefSeq and is a predicted model, not a curated record.
AUGUCGUUCCCAGUGACUUUGGGUCCCAUCUUGUCACUGCCCUCGAGUCCGGGCAUGGAAAAAGGAGUAAGAAUUGACACGAGGAAGACCAUGAUCGCUCUAUCGUCAACGAAUAAACUUGCACCGAUAAAAACUUUAGGGCAUCAGCUGACAAAUCACUAUAAACCGCAUCCCAAGCCUACAACUCAACAGAAUAACGACGAUCCGUACCGCGUGGAGCGAAUGGACCUUGUCGCAAUAUCCGCUUGUGCCGUCCUUUGCGCGGUAUUCUACGCGGUAUUUGACGCGGUUGCGAAGCUCGUGAAUAAGCUCGCAAUCAGAGAUGACGCCUCCAAAUUCGAGGGACCGCCAAGAUUACCCUUGAUUGGAAGUGCCCAUCUAUUCAUGGGAGGUGGCGAAGCCAUUCUGAACAGGUGUAGAGAAUUUAAUAAGUUGUAUUCCAAGCCGUAUCGAGUGGUUUUAGGCAACCAUAUAUUGUUCGUGACGAGCAAUCCCGAGCAAAUAAAGGUGAUAUUACAUAGUCCGACGACUUUAGAGAAAGGCGAUGUAAUGGUCGACUUCACUCGGCCGCUGUUGGGUUCAGGAUUACUCAUUAGUCCCGCGUCGAUAUGGCGAGUCCGCCGGAAACUGAUUCAGCCAACGUUCAGUUUCACGAUUCUCAAAUCUUUUCUUAAAAUAUUCGCCGCCAAGGCAGUGAUAUUGGUCAAACGAAUAGAGGAUCACGUUGAUGGACCAGAAUUCGAAGUGCAGAAGUACUUCUUGCUGUGCACGCUGGACACUAUCUGUGUGACAGCGAUGGGUGUGGACUUGGAAGCGCAGACGAAAGGAGAUUGUCGAUACGCAGACGCGGCACGAUCGGUUAUCGCUAGUACAUGCACAAGAAUUUUUUCUCCAUGGUUGCACCCGGAUUUCAUUUUUAACCGUUCGAAACUUGGAAAAACACAACGACAGAGCAUUGAGUUUUUGCAUGACUUCGCGAAUAACGUUAUCACAGAGAAGAGGAAAACACGGCUACAUGAGCGUACUUCUCGAACAGGAUUAGUUAACGACGAAUACGAUGACUGUGAUACGACGGCGCGUCGUGAAGCUUUUUUGGAUCAUCUCAUGAAACUAUCGGACAGUAACGGAAAGCUGACGGACCAAGCGAUUCGCGAAGAAGUCGAUACCUUCAUCAUAGCUGGAAGUGACACAACGGCAAUUGCGAUGUCGUUUUUGAUGUUGAUGCUGGCAUCUCACCAAAAUAUACAGGAGAAAGUGUAUGAGGAACUAUGCGAAAUUUACGGGGACGAAGAUGGUGGAGAGCUAAGCAUCACUGCGGAAAACUUGUCACGCAUGGUGUACUUGGAACGAGUGAUAAAAGAAACUCUCCGUCUGUUUCCAGUCGCACCCUUUAUCGUUCGAAAAGUGACGGAGGAUUUGAAUCUAGGUGAGCGCACUUUGCCGAAAGGAAGCACAGUUGCUCUGAACAUUCUGGAAACUCAUCGAAGCGAGGAAAACUGGCUCGACCCACUCAAGUUUGAUCCGGAUAGAUUUUUGCCUGAAAAUUUCGCAAAACAACACCCAUAUUCGUUUAUUCCAUUCUCCGGCGGUUCACGAAAUUGCAUAGGCCAUAAAUACGCAAUGCUGCUGAUGAAGACGCUCACAGCAACAAUUCUCCGAAGAUAUGUUUUGACCAAGGAUAACGUUGAACCGAUAGUAAAUAUUCGAAUCAAAAUGGAAUUCGAGCUGCAACCUGUGGUGCCAAUCACCGUUGGGAUCAAGAGGCGGAUUCGAAGAACCACAUUCACCCAGAAUGUCGCUUACGCCGUAGUCUGCGCAAUAUUCUAUUGCGUGGCGGAGCUAGUGAAUAAAUUCAGAAGCCUGGACGAUACCUCCAAAUUCGAGGGACCGAUGAGCUUGCCCAUUAUUGGAAGCGGCCAUCUAUUUAUCGGAGACGGAGAAGCCAUUCUGAAGAAGCUGCAAGAAUUUGGAAGAUUAUAUUCCAAGCCGUAUCGAUUGGUUAUGGGCAGCUACGCAUACUUCGUGACGAGCAAUCCUGACCAAAUAAAGGUCUUAGUCCAUAGUUCGAAGAGUAUCGAGAAGGCUGACAAGUUUGUGGAUUUUUUCCGACCGUGGUUGGGUUCAGGAUUACUCACUGGUCCCGCAUCGAAAUGGCGAGUUCACCGAAAACUCAUUCAGCCAACAUUCAGUUCAAAGAUUCUAAAGUCUUUCCUCGAAGUAUUCGCCACCAAGGCAGUGAUACUGGUCAAACAAAUAGAAAAUCACGUUGAUGGACCAGAAUUCAAAGUGCAGAAGUACUUCUUGCUGUGCACGCUGGACACAAUCUGUGGGACAGCCAUGGGUGUGGACUUUGAAGCGCAGGCGAAAGGAGAUUGUCGAUACGCAGAAGCAGUACGAUCGGUUAUGGGUGCUAUUUGUGCAAGAGGGUUCCAGCCAUGGUUACACCCGGAUUUUAUUUUUUAUCGGACUAAACUUGGGAAACACCAGCAAGAAAAUAUCAAGGUUUUGCAUGACAUUGCCAAAAACGUAAUACAGGUGAAAAAGAAGGAAAUCCUUGAACGCCCUUCCAUGCCAGGAUCAGUAGACGAUGAAUACGACAACUAUUCAACAGGUGAUACGACGGCCCACCGUGAGAUAUUUUUAGACCGUCUCGUAAAACUAUCCAGAAGCAACGAAACGCUGACAGACCAAGCGAUCCGCGAAGAAGUCGAUACAUUUAUUCUGGGUGGAAGUAACACAACGCCAAUUGCGAUGUCGUUUUUGAUGUUGAUGCUGGCUUCUCACCAAAAUAUACAGGAUAAGGUGUACGAGGAAUUAUACGAGAUUUAUGGGGACGAAGAUGGUGGAGAGCUAAGCAUCACCGCGGAAAAUUUGUCACGCAUGGUGUACUUGGAACGAGUGAUAAAAGAAACUCUCCGACUGUUUCCAGUCUUUCCGAUUAUCUUACGAAAGGUUACGGAGGAUUUGAAUUUAGGUGAGCGCACUUUGCCAAAAGGAAGCGCAGCUAUUAUCGACAUUAUGGGAGCGCACAGAAGCGAGGAGAACUGGCUUGAUCCACUCAAGUUUGAUCCCGACAGAUUCUCACCGGAAAAAUUCGCAGAGCAACAUCCAUAUUCGUUUAUUCCUUUUUCCGGUGGACCACGAAAUUGUAUAGGCUUCAAAUACGCCAUGCUGUUCAUGAAGACGCUCGCGGCAACACUUCUUCGGAAGUACACUUUCACCAAGAAUAAAAUUGUACCGGUGGAGAAUGUCCGAAUCAAACUGGAAAGUGAAUUGCAGCCCGCAGAGCCCAUCACCGUAGGGAUCAAGAGACGGAUACAAAAAACUGAUCUUAUCUCGGACACUUCCAUUUCCCCAUAAUAAAUACUAAUCAUGCCAUCUCCUUUUAUUACUGGUGAUUAAAAUUGCGACCUGGAAUUAACGUGGUUUGGUAGAUAAUAAAUUUUUAGAUCUUAUCAUAGAUGGUGUAUUCGAGCGUAUGAUACAGUUUUAGUUUCAUUUCACCUCGUCCAGAAUCUGCAUCACCACAGAGUUCAGAAUACCUAAUUCUAAAAUCACUCAAAUUCUAGUACAUAUUGACAUUUUCGGAUUUUUCGAAUUUAAAAAGUUUUGUGCCUAAUCUAUGGUCUGAAAAUAUUUAUACAAAUCCUGCGGAAGACGAUCACGGAAAUCCAGUGAUUUAAUAAGGAAGUAAUAACACUGGGUGUAUUCAAGGGACACGCCAUAAAGAAUUUCUUUUUACGUGAUAUCGUUUCCAUGAUUGUAAUAUACCUC